AUGGAUAAAAGUAUUUAUAAUUUUUUAAAUAUUAACGAGAAUUUUUCUCAGGAGCAGUUGAAUUUAAUAAUUAAUAAUAUGAAGAAAGAAAAUAAGAAAGAUAAAUUACAUAAUGCUAUAAAUAAAGAAUAUAAUUUAGAAGAAAAUACGUUAGAAGAAAAAGAUUUCUAUCCAUUAAGAAAUAGUGAUAAUAUAAGAGAUACAGAUAAUUUUGAAAAAAUUAAUUUCCCAUUUUAUAAUGAAAAUAACAAAAAAAAAAAUCAAGUAUACUCAUUAGAUGAUAUGCUAAACAACCUAAAUCAACAAAAUUCUUCCAAAUUAUUAAAAUCAAACAUUAAGAAAAAAGAAAAAAAUAAAAAAUCUGAUAAUUAUUGUAAUAACAGUAGUGAUGUAUAUGUAAAUGAAAAUUUAGAAAAAAAUAUCAAUUUGAAUUUUUUUAAUUGGAAUAAAUAUACAAAAAAUGAUGGAAAGUUAUUUACGGUUUAUGAUCAUUUAAUUAAUGAACAAAAAAUAAAUAACUUUAAAUGUGAAAAUAUUCAAAAUUCUGCCAUUAAAAACAAUAAAAACUGUAAUACUGUAAAUUUAGAAGAAUUAGAUAAAAGAAUUAAAAUCAACUUAAGAAACGAUCAAAAAUUAAGAAAUAUAAAUGAAAUAAGUUAUGAGGAUAAUAAUAGUUUUAUUGCAUCAUUGAAUAAUUUUGAAAAUAAUCACACAUUUGAUUAUUAUAUACAUGAUAAUGUAAAUAAUUUUAAUAAUAUUAACAAUAAUGGACAUUCAAAUAAUAUGUAUAAAUAUGAUACAAUUAAUGAAAGAAAUUAUAUUUUUGAAAAUAAAUCAAAUUAUACUCAUGGAUAUAAUUCAAAUUUUGUAAAUGAAAAUAUAAUUCAUAUAAACAAUAAUGAUGAUAACAUAAGUUUAACUAAUAAUGGAAAUAAUAAUAACAAUUUUAAAAAUAAUAACGAUUCAUUUAAUUCAAACUCACCUUUAAAUUUGUAUAAAUAUUUUACACAUAAGAAUAAACAGUUACAAAAUGCAAAUGAAAUGUAUGCUAAUUUUAAUGAUAAAAAUAAAAAUAUAAUAGUUGAUGAUAAUAAGAUAGAUAAUUUCAACAAAGUAAUUAAUUAUAAUAAAACAAAUAAUAACAAUAUAUUACUUAAUAGUAAUAAAGUUAGAAAUGGUAAUAAUACAAUAUCUAAAGAAAAUGAGGAAAAUAAUUACGAAAGUAGAAUAAAUAAUUACAAUGAAAUUGAUCAUCCUAAUAAUAGAGUAAUAAAUAAUUACAUAACUAAUAGUAACAUAAAUUAUAAAAAUAUAAUGAAUAUAGAUAAUUUAAAUAAUAAAAAAAAUGAGCAUAAUAUGGAAUUUUUAGGAGAUUAUAUAAAUAACAUGAAUUUAAAUAAACUAAAAAUGAAUAAUAUAGACAAUAAUAAUAUGAAUAUGAAUAUGAAUAAUUUAAAUUUAUAUAACUAUAAUAAUAAUAUAAAUUAUGAUGAACAAAAAAUUUACGAUACGAAUAAAAUACAAUUAAUAAAUAAUUUAAAAAAAAAUGAACUAAACGAAUUAAGGAGUAAUUUAAUAAAUAAUAAGGAAAUGAAUUUCAAAAAUAUAACAAAUUAUGAUAAUUGUAAUUUUUUGAAAAAUAAUUUAAAAUCAUCUGAGUAUCCUAUAGAUAUUAAUUCACUAAAUAAUGUUGAAAGUAACUUAAAUAAUUCAUUAUAUAAUAAUAUUACAAACAAUAUAAAUAGAGUUGAUACUAAUUUAAGUAAGUACAAAAAUUAUAUGGAAAAUAUGAAAAUUUAUGAGAAUUUAAGUCAAGAAUGUUCAAGAAGUAAUAAAAAUAUGAAACCUAAUUCCUACUUAAAAAUUAAUACUCCUAAUAAUACAAAUACAAGAAAUGAUAAAAUUAGUGAUUCAGUUUUAAAUAUUGAUGAAAAAAAAAACAAAUGGUUAUUUGAUAUAAAUUUUGAAAAAAACAAUUUCAGUUCACUAAAUACAUUUAUGUUUAAUGAAAAGAUUACGAAUACAAAUAACAUGUAUAAUUUAAAUAUUAAAGAAGAUGUAUUAAGUAAUAUAUAUAUAGAUAGUAUUAAUACAAAGGAUAAAGAAGGUAUGAACCUGGAUGAACUUAUUAAUUAUGGAAAUAUGAAUUUAGAAGAUCAUUCUGAAACAAUGAAUACAGAAAAUAACCAUUUUACAAAUAAAGUAAAUUAUUAUAUUAGUAAUAAUGAAAAAAAUAAUAAAAAUUAUUUUUGUAAUUCAUUAAAUGAAAAUAACGAAUUAAUUAAUACAAAUGGAAUAAAAAGCUUAAAAUAUGAUUAUUAUAAUAAGAACUAUGAUCUUAAACUUUUGAAAAGUAAUAUAAAUUUAGAAAAAAGUAAAUUUAAUAAAAAAUGUAUUACAUUGGAUUCAUCUGGUUAUAAUUCAGAUAAUUCAAAAUCUUCUAAUCUUUUUAAUGGAAGAAAAAAGGAAAGCAAAUCAAAUAAAGAUAUUUUAUUUGAUAGUAAUAUUAAUGAUGAUUCAUUUUUGAAUGACAUUAGUUUAAAUAAUAAUAAAUUUGAUUAUAAAUUGGGAGUUAUAAUGCAAAAUAUACGAGAUUAUAGUAACAGAGUAUUCAACGAUUUAUUCACGAAUAAUGAUCCGUUUAAAAAAAAGAAAAUAAAUGAAAUGAAUCUAUAUUUAUCCAAAUUAAGAGGAAAAAAUUGUGAUGAAUUUUUUUUUAAUUUAAAUAAAUUUUACGAAAUAGUACUUAUGCUACCAAACUUAAAUUAUUUAUAUAAAUAUAAUUCAUCUAUUUUAUAUAGUAUUUGUGUUGUAACCAAAAACCUUCUAUUAAUUCUUCAUUUAGGUGUUUAUAUAUUUCAUAUUAUCAAAACCUGUAUGUUUUGCAUUGUAAAAUUAAUUUUAAUAAAACCUGUUUCAAUAACAGAUAAAGUAUGGUUUUUUUUACUAAAUUUAUAUAGAUGUUUGUUUGAAAAAUUAUAUGAAUAUUUUCAAAACGAUUUGAAUAAUGAAAAUUCAUCAAAUAAUAAAGUAUCACUUGGAAUAAUAUUAUCUUUUACAAAUGUUUUUAAUGAAACUUUAAUAGAAUAUUCAAAAAUUCGUGUACUAUCGAGAAAUAAAAAAAAAGAAGAAUUUAUUGCCUUCCCAUUAUAUGAAUCACUAAAACCUUUUUUCUUUGUAUGCACAAAUUAUCCAGAUGAAGAUAUUAAAUCAGAAGAUGAUAAUUUAUAUGAAAAAAAAAAAAAUGAGAAAGGAAAUAAAUUUAGUAAAGAAAAUAUACACGAAAAAGGAAAGAAAACAGAAUUAGAAAAAUGUAUUAAUAAUUUUGAAGAAAAAAUAAAAAUAAAAAAAAAUGAUAAAGAGAAUGAAAAGGAAUAUAAAGAAGAAACGAAUAAAAAACAGGAAGAGCAAGAAAAUAAAAAAAAUUCCAAAGAAAAUUAUAAUGAAAAACAAAUUGAUAAUUUAAUUGAUGUGGGUUUUAUAAGUAAUAUAAAAGAUAAUGAUAUACAUGAUAAAAACAUAGAAAACAAUAAUAUUUUCAUACCCUCUAAAAUAAAUACCAAAAAAAAAAUCGAAGAUGAAUUAUCAGUUUCAAUUAGAAGUAAUAUCUUAUGUUGUGUUCAUACAUUAAUCAAGAUGUUUUCACAUAUUUACAUAAACAACUGGGAUAAAAUUUUAUAUUAUUACAAUGAAAAAAGAAAAAAAAAUAUUCCAAUAUUUAUAUCUAUUACAUUGAGUGAUAGAAAUCAAAAAUUAAGAGCUAAUGCAAUUUUAUGUUUAAAAUAUUUAUUUGAUUGCAAACAAUUAAAAUAUUGGUUUUUAUUAAAAGAUAAUAAUAGUAAUAAUAUGGAUAACAAUAUAAGUAAUGCUAAUAACAAUAUAAAUAAUGCUAAUAACAAUAUAAAUAAUGUUAAUAACGACAUAAAUAUUAUUAAUAACAAUAAUGAUUAUAUGGACAAUAUUUCUAUGAAUAACAAAAAUUAUUCCUUUAAUUUCUUAAAUAAUAGAAAAUUGUUUAAUAAUUCUUUAUCAAAUGUAGAAAAUAACCUAACCGUAAAUAAAGAUGAAUUAAAACAAAAUGGAAUUAUAUCUAAUAAUAUUAAUAACACAAAUUAUAAUAAAUCAAUUUAUUUAGAUACACAUGAAGAAGCAAAUAAUAUUACGACAAAUCAUUAUAAUUCUAAUAUGAUUGUAAAUGAUACAUGUAAUUAUAAUAAUUUUAAUAAGAAAAAUUCUUCCAACAUAAGUAAUUUUAAUAAUGAAAAUAUAACAUUAACAGAAUUAGAAAAAAAUAAAAAUAAUCUAUAUGAUGAACAUUCGAAAGAAGAACUUAAUGAUAAAGUAAAUUCUUCUAAUAUGAAAAUAGCAAUGACCCAACAGAAUGUCAUAAAAAUUAUAUCUACAUUAAUAAAACUUAUAAUUAAAACAUAUGUAUUAGAUAAUAAAAAUAAUUUUUAUACAGCCGCAGACAGAUUAAAUAUUUACCGAUUCUUUCUACGUGUUUCUCAAUCAAUCUCAUUGACUAAAUUUAAAAUUUUGUUAUUUCCUAUUUUAAAAAUAUAUUUUUUUUAUUUAUUAAAAUAUCUUAUUUAUUUUAACCAUGGAGACGUUUUUCAUUUUUGUAUUCAAAGACUACUUCAAAAUAAUAGUAAUUUAAAUAAUAAAGUUGAAAUAAAUAAUUCUAAUGAUUUUUUCAUUAAUAAUGAAGAAAAAUGUGAUAAAGAAAAAAAUGAUAAUAAUAUGAAUGACAUAAAUUCUUUUUAUGACCUUCAAUGUAAUGAUAAUUUUAUGAACUCCAAUAAGAAUAAGCAUAUAAAUUGCAAACAGAUGAAUAAUGACUAUCUGUAUCAGCAUUACUUAGAUGAAGAUGAUCGCAUAUUUAGUUCAUUAAACAAUUAUAUAAAUAGUUUUAAAGAAAAUGAUGAAUAUGAUUAUAGUGAAGAAGAUAUGAAGGAAAAUGAAGGAGAAAAAGAAAAUAAGAAAACAAAAGAAAAAGGACAAGAUGAUAAUGAAGAAAAAUAUACUUAUGAUGAUGAAGAAAUGAAUGAAGAAAAUGAAGAAAAAGAGAAAGUAGUACAAGAAGAAGAAGAAGAUAAAGAAGAAAAUGAAAAAAAAAAUGAAAAAAUAAAAAAAAAAAAUAAAAAUGAAAAGAAAAAAAAAAAAGGUAAAAAAAAAUGUGAUGAUGAUGGUAAAGAAAGUAUAAAUGUUAAAAAUAAGAAUGAUGAAAAUAAAGAUAUGGAAAAUAUAAAAAAUAAUAAAGUAAAAAAAAUAUGUUCAUGCAAAAAUAUCGUAAGUAAUGUAACUAAAAAUAAAAAAAAACUUAAAAAAAAGGGGUCUAAUGAUGUCGCAUUUUUGUACAAGAAUAUUGAUAAAAUAAAUAAAAAUUUGUUGUCUAAAGAAGAUUAUAGAUUAUUAAUUAAUAUACUAUAUUGUAAUGAGUAUUCUAAAAAUUCUAAAUAUAUAUGCACAAUUACUGUUAUUAUUAAUAUAUUUUCUGUUCUUUUAUGUGAAUAUAAUGAUGAUAUGUAUUAUUUUCUUUGUAGUAAUAUUUAUGGUGAUAACAUUAAUAACAAAUUAAAUAACCAUAAUAUUUAUUGCGGUAAUUUAUCUCAAAAUUAUUUGUAUAAUAUAUCUUUUGCUCAGUUAAUAUAUUUUAUGCUAAUUUUCUUAUACAAAAUAUUUUAUCAGCCCACUACAAAUAGAAAAGAUGUUUUGACAAAAAAUUUAAAUGUAUCUAAUAUAAAUGAUAAUUUUUAUUUACAUAAAAAUGAUAACAUAAAUAAUGUUUCAGAUAUUAAUAAUAUUGAUAAAUUAUAUUUUUUCGAUGUAGAUAGCAAAUCUGGUUUUGAGAAUUUCCAUAAAGAAAAUUAUAAGUAUGAAAAAAGGCAAAUGUUGAGUUCAUAUAACGAUUUAUAUGACAACUACAUUAUUUCAUAUAUGCAAAAGGAAAAUAAUGAUUAUAAUAAUUUAAAUGUUGUUGAUAAAAAUAAUUCAAUACCCUAUGAUAUUCAGAUAUUUAAGAAUAUAUUUUUGGUUUUUCAAAAAACGUUAAAAUAUUAUUUAUUUUGCUAUAUGCAUUGUUGGAAAGAUGUUAAAAAUUUAUUAGAAUAUUUUUUACAGUCAGAAAAUAUAAAUAUUAAAGUUAUUUCAAUAAAAAUAGUAAUUGAUAUAUUUGGUUUUAUUAAUUCUUUUUAUGAUAAUAAUUGUAAUGAAAAUGAAUUAUCAAUUGAUAAACAAAAAGAUGAAUUUAAAAAUAGUUAUAUUUUUAAUAAUAUGCAACAAUAUUUAUUAAAUGAAAAUUCUGAACAAUUUAAAGAUUGCAUAAAUAGCAACCUAAACUCACAUUUUAAUACAAAAUAUGUUAUACCAAAUAAGGAGGAUGAUAACAAUAAAUCUUCUUACGAUAAAAUUAACACGUCUAUCUUAAAUGGUUUAUAUAAGGAUCAAUAUAAUUCCAUAUAUAAUGAUUUUAUGAAUACAAAAAUGGAAAAUGAUAUAGAUAUCGAUAAUAAAAAUAUAAACAAUUUACACACAAUAGAUAACUUGAAUAACUUUACUAGUACAAAAUACAUAAGUAGUACUGGAAAUAUAAUACAUACCUAUGAUAAUAAUAGCAGUAAUAAUAAUAUCAUUAAUAACAAUGAUAAUAAUGCUAAUAUUAAUAAUAUCAUUAAUAACAAUGAUAAUAAUGCUAAUAUUAAUAAUAUCAAUAAUAACAAUAAUAAUGAUGCUAAUAUUAAUAAUAUCAAUAAUAACAAUGAUAAUAAUUCUAAUAUUAAUAAUAUCAAUAAUAACAAUGAUAAUAACAAUAAUACUAGUAACAAUGACGAUACUACUACUAACAAUAAUUAUAUAAGUCACAGAAGUAUGUCUAAUUCAAUUAAUUCAUUUAAAAGUGUAAAAAGUAUAUCAGAAAUAUUAGUGAAUAAAAAAAAAUUAAACAUUAUAGAACAAGAUUUAGAAAAAAGAAUUGAUAUAAACAAUGUUUCAAAUAAAAAAGAAAUAGAUUACACUAAGUUAGAUGAAUUAGAUCAGAAUGACAAAAAAAAAAAAUUUAUUAAAAAUGUGGAAAAUGAUAUGAUUUAUUUAUUUCGUAAAUACAUAUUGAUACAUAUACAUAAUAUAAAUAAAAUCCAUGAUGAUGUAAUUAAUAAAAGAAGUAAAGUGAAGCAUAUUUUUUUAAAUACUAUUAUAUGUAUUUCUCAAUUAAGUUAUGAAGGUUUUAAAAUUUUACAAAUUGAAGAUAUUCAAAAACUAACUAAUUUAGUUUCUUCAUGUGUUCAUAGUAUAAAGUGUAAUAUUAUAACAGCAUUAAGUAAAUAUAUUAUUAAAUAUAUUUUUGCUUUUAAUAAGAAGUUUAUUCAGAAUUAUGAAAAAAAAAUUAAUUUAUUGCACAUGAAUUCUACCAAUGUUUAUUAUAAUAAUAUUCUUAUGACAACAAAUAAUUUCAAUAUUAAAAAAAAUUUAAAUAUUGAUGUUUUAUCCAACACAGAAAAUGUAUUAAAUAACAAAAUUUUGAAAUCACAUAGAAAUGAAAUAUUUGAACAAAAUGCUAAAGAAAGUAUGAACUAUACGACUAAUUCUUGCUCAUUAAAUAGUAGUGUUAAUAUUAAUAAACAAAUAAAUGCAACUGAUAGUAAUUUGAAUACUAAAACGUAUUUGAAUCUAAGUAAUGCAAUUUUGCAAAAAAAUGAAUAUAACAGCACUCAUUAUUUUGUAAAUACUGAUAAUUCUUUAAUAUGUGAUAAAUUACAUUCUUAUGAUGAUAAAAGUAAUUUUUUUGAUGAAAAUGUUAUGAGUCGUACACAAUCAACAAUAUAUAAUUCUGAAAUUAAUAAUGAUUACGCUAAUUCAAAAAGCAAUUAUGAUUUAUUGAAAAUAGAACCAUAUGCAAGAGAUGUAAUAACAAUGGAAAAUGUACCCAAUAUACUUGUGGAUGAAUGUGCAUCUGAGAAAAGUUAUCAUUUCAGUGAAAGUUCUCUUACAAAAAAAGAAAAAAUACAAGAAAAAGAAAGAAUUUCUACUCAUAACCAUAAUGCUAAUACUUAUGCAAAUCAAAAUAAUCACAAAAACAGCUGUUCUUUUAAUAGUGAAUCUAUAAAUUAUAAAUGGGAUGGGUAUAUUGAUAAUUAUAACUCAAAUGAAAAUAGUAUUGAAUUAUUAAAUUUGCAGUAUGGAAAAUUUGCAGUAGCACAAGAAAAGAAUAAUUGUUUUGAUUCUAAUAAUUUUAAAGAAAUUGAAACUAAUGCAAGCAAUGAUAAAGAAAAAAUUAAUAAUAUAGGAGAAUUCUUAGAUAAAAAAAAAAAUAAAAAAGAAGAAACAAAAAUAGAAGAAAGAAUAGAUGAUAAAUAUAAAAAAGAAAUAAGUAAUUUGGAUAUUAAUAACAAUGAAAAUAACAUGUAUAAUUCUACAUAUAAUUUUCUUAAUAUGGAUAACUUAUGUCAACCUAUACAAUCAUUAAUUAAUUGUAGAAUUAAAGAUAAAUAUUAUAAUUUCGUUAAUUCUCACAAAGAUUUAGAAAUAGAUAAACAAAAUAUAAACAAUCUACUUUCCAUUGAAAAUAAUGAAUGCAAAAAAUGGAAAAGUAUUUAUAUGUUAGAAAAAAAGAAAAAUGAAAAAAAAUUAUUUGAAUUAUAUUAUAUAUAUAUUUAUAUUAUUAUUCAUAUAAUUAAAUUUUAUAAUGACUCUUUUGUUGAUUUAAAGUAUUAUACAUACAAUUGUAUAUGUGAAAUUGCAAGUUCCUACAUUCCAUUUUAUUUUACACAUAAAAAUAUUAAAACAUUUUCAUAUUAUAGUAAUUAUAGUAAUGAAGAAAAUAAAGAUAUUAACAAAUUUAUCGAUUUUAUAAAUAAUAUUAACUUAUCUACGGAUAUAAAUAACUUAAAAUUGCAUAACUUAAAUAAGUUGAAUAAUACUACUAAUGAUAAGUGUUAUAAUAAAGAAGGUUGUUAUGAUGAUAUAAAUAAUAAAAAUAAUUCCACAGAUACAACUCAUCAAAAUUCAAAUAAUAAAAACAUAUUAAUUCCGGAUAAAAAAAAAAAUAGUAACAAUAAUAUAAAAGCAUCAGAAAAUCAUGAAAAUUCACCUAGUACGAUUACAUGUAGUAAUAAUAUAAAUGAAAUAUUUUCAAACAAUAUGUAUUUAAUUUCUUACAUUGAAUAUAUAUAUAUAUUAUUAUUAAUUAUAAGAGAAAAUAAAAAUGUAGAAAAAGAUAGAGCAAUUUGCUGUAUAAUUAGAUAUGUAGGUUUUAUAUGUAAAAACAUGAACUUUUUUUUAUUUAAUUCCAUUAAUUUAUUGCCUUCUACCUUUCUUGUUAAAUAUUUUAUUUAUUUAAAUAAUUUAAUCGAAAAAAAGUCAUUCGAUUUCUUUAAUUAUGAUGAACCAGUUGAAGAAGAAAAUAUAAAAGAAGAAACAAAUAAAGAUCAAUUAAGAAAUGAAAAAGAAGAAAAUUCAAUUAUAAACCAACAUGUGCAAACAGGAUAUGAUGCUGAAGAAAAAAAGGUAUGCAGUGAUUAUUUGCAUGAAAAUGAUAUUUUAAAUAAUAAAAAUUUAAGUAAUUUAAAAAACAAUUAUGAAAAAAAUUGUCAUAUAGAAAAAAAUAAUAAUAUUAGCAAUAAUUCACAACAUAUGAAAUUAUAUCAUUUAUUUUUGAAUGUAUAUAUAAAAUAUGAAUAUGAAUUUGAAGAUUGCUUUUUUUCUUUUAGCAAAAAUAUGGAAAAAAAAAAUAUAAUAGAUAAUGAAGACUGCAGUAAAGUAAAGAAGAUACCUAUAAAUGAAAAUAUAAAUGAAUAUGAUAUUAAAAAUAAUGAAAAUUUAGAAAAUUUAAAAUAUAAUACUACUUUACAUCAUUUUAAUGAAAAUAUAUUUGAAUCAUAUUCAGAUAAAAAAGAAAAAAAAAUAUAUUCAAAUCCAAUUAUAAUAGAAAUAAAUGAUAUAUUCAAUUCAAAUAUAAAUAAAAAUAAUCUCAUAAAUAAUCCCAAUAAUGUAGAUGCUAAAAUUAUUUUAUAUUUAUUAUCAAUAGUUAAGGAUCAUAUAAAAAAUAAAAUUACAUGGAAUGUGUUGUAUGCAUUUAAGCUAAUUUAUAAUAAUUUUUCUUUCUUCCUUGCUCAAAACUUUCCUGAUUUGCAUUAUAAGAUAUUGGAUAAUUUAAUAAAUACAUUAAGAUUCACAAAUGUUUAUAAAAUUAAAAUAUUAUCUUCUUUGGCUUUGAUUCACAUUCCUUUAUAUUAUAAUAUUAGUAAAAAGAAAUUAAAAGAAUUAUGGGAAACUUUAAUAUUGAAUAUUUCUUUUUUUGAUGUAAUUUUUGUUGAUGAUAAAUCGAAAUCAAAUCAAUUUAUUUACUAUUAUGAUAAGGCAUUAAAUUACAUAACUAUUAGUAAAAAAACAGAAUAUAAAUAUAAGUGUACAUUAAGAGUUAAUAUUUGUGAAUUACUAUAUAUAUGUAUAUAUAGGUCUUAUAUUCAUGCGAAUAUAAACACAGAUAUUGAAAUUGAUAAUAAAAGAAUAAAUUGUUAUGAAGUUUUUAAAAAAUACACACAUAUUUUUAAUAUUAAUAAUGAUAUACACAUAUAUAAUUUAAAUCAUAUAUAUAAUAAUCAUGUUAUGUAUUAUUCAUUUUACAAUCAAAAUAAUUUUACUCAAACACACACAGAAGAAAAAUAUAUAAAUAGAAAUGGAAAUAAAUAUUGUUAUAUUAUGGGAAAAAAUGAAGAAAAAUCUUACGAAGAUGAUAUUUUUGAACUUCAGUUAUUUUUAAAUGAUCAUUUUGAUAAAUAUCAGUCUGUUUAUAAAAAUUUAUUAGGAACAAGCAAAAAUCCAAUUUUUUAUUCCCUCUUUUUAAAGCUUCAUUAUGAAAUAAAAUUGUCAUUAAAAAAAUAUGUAGAAAGAAAACAAAAACAGUAA
Molecule: messenger RNA, 10902 nt
Organism: Plasmodium gallinaceum
Lineage: Eukaryota; Apicomplexa; Aconoidasida; Haemosporida; Plasmodiidae
Product: conserved Plasmodium protein, unknown function
Exons: 1
Coding region: 1-10902 (3633 amino acids)
Source: RefSeq, a predicted model, not a curated record